Messenger RNA from Melanotaenia boesemani (Boeseman's rainbowfish), 4089 nucleotides. Its product is annotated as T-cell surface antigen CD2-like. The record is from RefSeq and is a predicted model, not a curated record. NCBI's taxonomy places the organism in Eukaryota, Metazoa, Chordata, Actinopteri, Atheriniformes, Melanotaeniidae. The coding region runs from base 154 to 2064 and encodes 636 amino acids. The transcript has 25 exons.
AAGUUUCGGUUUCACUUUUAAUGAAAACGUCCUGCCAACUACCCUACUGGUUGCUUACGCCUCCUUAUUUUUCCACGGAGCUAACAUGCUUUGAGGAUCAACUCUGGUAUUAUUAAAAGAAAUCCUUGUCGGUUUUAGUAGUUUUAAGGGAGGAUGUUAACAGCAAAGUGGAUUUUCUUGAUAUGGGCUCUUACUGCAUCCACGGUUGGCUCUGCAGAUGACCCAGGCCCCUACAGAGAACUGGGUACCACAGUUGUUAUCAGUGCAGGCCCAGUGACUGAUAAGGUUACCAGCAUUGUAUGGAAACAUGGACCCGACAUUGCAGCCGAGUGGUUAGGAUCUAGUGUUUCAUGCUAUCGUCAUUUUAAAGGUCGGUGCCAAUUAAAUACAGCAAAUGGAGAUUUCACAAUCAAAAAUGUGACUCGAGAGUACAGCGGAAAAUACACAGCAGAGAUCUCUGACUUGGUCAAAGGUACUACAGAAAUUCGGAUCAUUGCUCCGGUUCCCACACCUACCAUCACCACAUGGUGCAACACUGAGAAGACCUGUGUUCUGACCUGUGAAGGCGACAUCACAGACGCUGGACAAGUCCAGUAUUUCUGGAUAAGUGGUGACAUGGAAGCAAAACCCGGAAGCAAAACCUUGAACAUAACUCAGGAGCAAAAAGAGGCCGAGUUUGAAUGUAGCCUAAAAAACCCUGUCAGCCAAAAAUCCAGCCAAAAGGUUCAAAACCCUUUUAUCAAAGAUGACCCAGGCCCCUACAGAGAACUGGGUACCACAGUUGUUAUCAGUGCAGGCCCAGUGACUGAUAAGGUUACCAGCAUUGUAUGGAAACAUGGACCCGACAUUGCAGCCGAGUGGUUUGGAUCUAGUGUUUCAUACUAUCGUCAUUUUGAAGGUCGGUGCCAAUUAAAUACAGCAAAUGGAGAUUUGACAAUCAAAAAUGUGACUCGAGAGGACAGCGGAAAAUACACAGCAGAGAUCUCUGACUUGGUCAAAGAUCCUACAGAAAUUCGGAUCAUUGCUCCGGUUCCCACACCUACCAUCACCACAAGGUGCAACACUGAGAAGACCUACUGUGUUCUGACCUGUGAAGGCGACGUCACAGACGCUGGACAAGUCCGGUAUUCCUGGAUAAAUGGUGACAUGGAAGCAAAACCCGGAAGCAAAACCUUGAACAUAACUCAGGAGCAAAAAGAGGCCGAGUUUGGCUGUAGCCUAAAAAACCCUGUCAGCCAAAAAUCCAGCCAAAAGGUUCAAAACCCUUUUAUCAAAGUUUCAGGAACUGCAAAUCCGGCUCUGUUUGCUCUGUUAUUGCUCAUCCCGGUUAUCCUCAUUGUUUUUGUAUGUUUCGUAUUCAGAAAAAGGAUCAAAGAAAAGUUGAAUUCUGGACGGUGGUGUAACAGGAACAAAGGAGGACAAGAAGAAGAAGGGCAACUAGAAGAGAUUGAAACAAUGCUUCAUAACACUAACACUGAGAACGCCCAAAUUCAUUCAGCAAACACUAGUAGUGAGAAUCCAGACAUGAAUUUACAGAAUGGAGAAGCACCCACACCACUUCAGACAUCCACUGGGACCUCAGAAACCAACACUGGAACUGAGAAUCCAGACUGUAAUUUACAGAGUGGAGAAGCACCCACACCAGUCCUGACACCCAUUGUGACCUCAGACACCAGCACUGAAACUGAGAUUGAAAUAAUGAUUCAUAACACUAACACUGAGAACGCCCAAAUUCAUUCAGCAAACACUAGUAGUGAGAAUCCAUUCGUGAAUUUACAGAAUGGAGAAGCACCCACACCACUUCAGACAUCCACUGGGACCUCAGAAACCAACACUGGAACUGGAGCAGUUGAACAAGAUCAAGUACAAGCAGAGAACGCCCACAUUCAUCCAGCAAACACUAGUAGUGAGAAUCCAGGAGAAGCACACACACCAGUCCAGACACUCACUGGGACCUCAGACACCAGCACUGGAACUGGAACUCCACAAGACUCACAUACGUGUGAGGAGGACCAUGAACAAACAACUGCAAACCAUGAUGGAUCCUCAGAAACCAGUACUUGAACUGCUGAGUCAAAUCUUAUCGCAGACCCAGAGACGAAGGAACAGACAGAAAAGGACCAACACCGAAGAUCUUUCUGCAUCUUCAUUGUUCUCUGUUCUCUGUUCUGUAAAGAAAAUAAGAUGGUGGUAAAAGUGUUAGAUGCAGACAACUGCAUCCAAGACCUGAGAUUUCAUUGGAUAAAUAUUUUUCAUUUUAAUAAGAUAUUUUAGAAGUGAUUUUACUUUAAAUGUUCAGAUUUGACUUUAAAAGGGUUCAUUUCUGCCUGAUAAAAUCAUUUAAAUAGGCCAUUUUAAGCAACACUACACAUUUCUCAGUGUGGUACCCCCUAAUGAAGUCUAAUUCAGCAUGUUUCUUGUCUCUUCUCAGAGCUCUGUCCAGCCAGUAAAAGUCAGUCUGAUUUUGACCCUUGACUUAGCUCUUUUUCUGUGACUCUCACUCCUUCUUUUCCCCACUUGCUCCAAUGAUAGCCUCUUGGGUUUCUUUGCUGAAUUAGCCAUGGUGCGAGUUUAAAAUGGUGUUGAUACUGUUGUUUUUUUUCCUUUUCAGUUUUUUUUUUAUUUGCAUGAUCAGUCAGCAAGGUCAUCCGUUGGUGUAUUGCUUGUUUUGUUGUGUUACUAGUGUUAUUGCUAAAUUAUAAGUGCUUUUGUUUUUUUUAUUAAGAUUAGCAACUACAUUGUCUUUGAUUUACUUUUGUUUUUUUUUUUUUCUAAAUAUUAUUGGAAAACUUUGAAACUGAAUUAAUUUUGUUUAUCAGUUGCUGCCUUGUUAUGAAUGGAUGUGUGGCUGUAAUAAUGACUGUAAUCAUGUUGCUGUACAUAAUGAAUGUCAGUGUGCCAUCAAAACAAGACAAAGAUUUUGUUAUUGCCUUGCAUCUAGGGAAUUUUUUUAAACUUUUUUUAUGUUAUAGGUUUUCACAUGUUUUACAUGUGUAAAUGAAAUGUACUUUUCUUUCACAGUCUUGUCUGUCUUUGCACAAAGUUUUUGUUUUUUAAAUAUUUAUGAUACUUGUUACUCGGGAUGCACCGAUCCGAUAUUGGGUAUCAGUGACCAUGGGCCCAGUACUUCAGUGCUGUGCACUUUGGGUGCCGUCAUGCGCUACUGACGUGGAAUGAGCAAAAGGAUUAGCCAUCUGGAACUUUUUCACACUACCUCACCCAACACAUUCAACGGCUUCGUGCAAUACGUGUGCUGGGAAUGUUUCGAAAAGCUUGAGAAGGUCAACAACACUGAGUGGUAUGUUGUGAAAAAGCUUGACAAGUUGGGACUAUCUGAUUUAAUUUUGUUUGUUUUUACCAAGCUGGUGAAAUUAUUGUCUUAGUCAGCAGCUUUUGUAAUGGUAAUCAUAAUACUACGCUACACUAGCUUUAUUGGCAGGAUGGGGGCACUCCAAAAUCUAAUACAAUAAAUAAUAGUUAAACAAUUUUAUUUUGAAUACUUACUAGCCAAUCUAGUGGAGCUAUUGUUUAGUUUUAUUCUUCAAUUUCAGCUCUUUUAUUACUUAUUUUAAUUGAAGUUUGAAUUCCUAAUUAAACUGACUGAAAAAUUCAGUGAAGGUUUUGUAGUUGUUUAUUUUUAAAAGUUGUUUGUCCAAGGUAAUCGAGCUAUUUGGGUGUUUUGGUUUUUACAUGUUUGACCAAGCUUGUGAAGCUUUUUUAAGGUUGUUAAAGUUGAUUUAAGAUUAAAUUGUUAAAUAGGUAAUUCAGUACAUUUGUUUAUAUGUGUUUAUUUUCAAAAAUUAGGGAAAGAAAUCUUUAAGUCACGUCUGAUGUUUCCUUGCACAAAAGAAAGAUCUCAGUCUUUUCCACAGGAGACAUAAUUUGUAAGGUAAUUCAGCAUUGUUUUUCUAUAUCGACAUCGACCGAUACUAAAUCUCAGAUAUCGUAUCGGACGUGAAAAAAGUGGAUCGGUGCAUCUCUACUUUUUACUUGAUUGUAUGCUUUUGUUUUUCUGCAUCUUUUACAUAUGAACUGCAUCUGUAUUUUGUAUUAAAUUAAGUAAAAUUGUUUAUUAAACCAAAGAAAGUC